Mytilus trossulus (common blue mussel) is the source of this 4869-nucleotide messenger RNA. Its product is annotated as nucleolar and coiled-body phosphoprotein 1-like. Lineage: Eukaryota; Metazoa; Mollusca; Bivalvia; Mytilida; Mytilidae. Bases 51 to 3140 code for a protein of 1029 amino acids. Gene Ontology annotation, cellular component: nucleoplasm; nucleolus. The transcript is spliced from 7 exons. The record is from RefSeq and is a predicted model, not a curated record.
UUUCUAUUUAUCUCAUUAACAUCCGGUCCUUUGAUUUGCGUGGUCUCGAAAUGGCUACAGCUGGUGAACCUCAGAAAAAAGAAGUUUUACCUUUUGUCUACCAAUAUCUGAAAGAUUUAUGUUUUGAUGGAGCAAAACAAUUAAAGGAAAAGUUCAAAGUAAACCCACCACCUAAAGGUUCACCAAAGCUGGAAGACGUUUACACAACAUGGCAGAGUUCUAAUGGAAAGAGGAAAAAUGGAGACACGCCCACUUCUGGUAACAAAAAGGCGAAGACUGAAUCAUCGUCAGAUUCCUCAGACAGCAGUGACUCGGAAGAUGAAAAGGCUCAAAAACCCAAAGAUAAGUCCCCAGCAAAGAAAAGAGGAAGACAGUCAUCAAGCUCUAGUUCCUCCGAUUCGUCUGAUGAUAACUCUGCUAAAAAACCAGCAGUGAAAAAAGUAGCUGUAACGCCAAAAACUGGUAACAAACCUGUUGUUGCACCUAAGAAGAAGGCAAACAAUGAUAGUAGCGGUACAUCUGAUUCUGAUGCAGAUUCUGAAAGCUCCGAUAAUGAAUCAUCAAAAAAAGUUCCUGCCAAGAAAAAACAGCCAUCAUAUAACAAUGUACCACCACCAGGAGCUGUUACACCAAAAGGAAAAAGUCCUGCAGCAAAAAACAAAAAAGUAGAGAGUAGUUCUAGCGAUAGUUCAUCUGAUGAAGAGGAUAAAAAGAAGGCAAAGAAAGCAACAACAUCUGUCACUAAAUCAACUACUCAAGCCAAGAAAAAAGCUGAAUCAAGUAGUAGUGAUUCAUCCGAUAGUUCUGAAGACGAUAAACCUAAAACAGCUGCGAAGGCAGCUACACCUAAAGCAAAGGCUGCUACUCCAGCGAAGACACCAACAAAAAAAAAAGCUGAAUCUAGUAGCAGUGAUUCUUCAGAUAGUUCUGAAGACGAUAAACCUAAAACAGCUGCAAAGGCAGCAACACCUAAAGCAAAGGCUGCUACUCCAGCGAAAACACCAACAAAGAAAAAAGCUGAAUCUAGUAGCAGUGAUUCUUCUGAUAGUUCUGAGGAUGAUAAACCUAAAACAGCUGCAAAGGCAGCUAAACCUAAAGCAAAGGCUGCUACUCCAGCGAAGACACCAACAAAGAAAAAAGCUGAAUCUAGUAGCAGUGAUUCUUCUGAUAGUUCUGAGGAUGAGAAACCUAAAACAGCUGCAAAGGCAGCUACACCUAAAGCAAAGGCUGCUACUCCAGUGAAGACACCAACAAAGAAAAAAGCUGAAUCUAGUAGCAGUGAUUCUUCUGAUAGUUCUGAGGAUGAGAAACCUAAAACAGUUGCAAAGGCAGCUACACCAAAAGCAAAGGCUGCUACUCCAGCGAAGACACCAACAAAGAAAAAAGCUGAAUCAAGUAGCAGUGAUUCUUCUGAUAGUUCUGAGGAUGAGAAACCUAAAACAGUUGCAAAGGCAGCUACACCAAAAGCAAAGGCUGCUACUCCAGCGAAGACACCAACAAAGAAAAAAGCUGAAUCAAGUAGCAGUGAUUCUUCUGAUAGUUCUGAGGAUGAUAAACCUAAAACAGCUGCGAAGGCAGCUACACCUAAAGCAAAGGCUGCUACUCCAGCGAAGACACCAACAAAGAAAAAAGCUGAAUCUAGUAGCAGUGAUUCUUCUGAUAGUUCUGAGGAUGAGAAACCUAAAACAGCUGCGAAGGCAGCUACACCAAAAGCAAAGGCUGCUACUCCAGCGAAGACACCAACAAAGAAAAAAGCUGAAUCUAGUAGCAGUGAUUCUUCUGAUAGUUCUGAGGAUGAGAAACCUAAAACAGCUGCAAAGGCAGCUACACCUAAAGCAAAGGCUGCUACUCCAGCGAAGACACCAACAAAGAAAAAAGCUGUAUCUAGUAGCAGUGAUUCUUCUGAUAGUUCUGAGGAUGAGAAACCUAAAACAGCUGCAAAGGCAGCUACACCUAAAGCAAAGGCUGCUACUCCAGCGAAGACACCAACAAAGAAAAAAGCUGAAUCUAGUAGCAGUGAAUCUUCUGACAGUUCAGAGGAUGAUAAACCUAAAACAGCUGCAAAGGCCACAACACCUAAAGCAAAGGCUGCUACUCCAACCAAGACACCUAUCAAGAAAAAAGCUGAAUCUAGUAGUAGUGAUUCUUCUGACAGUUCGGAGGAUGAUAAACCUAAAACAGCUGCAAAGGCCACAACACCUAAAGCAAAGGCUGCUACUCCAGCGAAGACACAAACAAAGAAAAAAGCUGAAUCUAGUAGCAGUGAUUCUUCUGAUAGUUCUGAGGAUGAGAAACCUAAAACAGCUGCAAAGGCAGCUACACCUAAAGCAAAGGCUGCUACUCCAGCGAAGACACCAACAAAGAAAAAAGCUGAAUCUAGUAGCAGUGAUUCUUCUGAUAGUUCUGAUGAUGACAAAAAGAAAACAAAAAAUGCAUUAUCACCUAACAAUAAAUUAAAUAAUUCUAAGACUACUAAAAAGGAUAGUUCAAGUGAUUCAGACAGUUCAAGUGAAUCAGAUUCAAAUAAGAAAAGUAAAAACACGUCUGUUAAUAAUAAAAAAGUGAACACAAGUGUAAACAAUAAGUCAAAGAAAGACAGUAGUUCUUCUGAUUCAGACAGUUCAGAUUCAGAGAAAGAGAAAAAAGUCAAUAAAUCAAUGAACAAUUCUACAGUGAAAACACCAAAACAAACACCUAUUAAAAAAGUGGAUUCAGACAGUUCUUCUUCGUCUGAUAGUUCUGAUUCCGAUUCAGGAAAGAAACAGUUAACAUCUACACCAAGUGUUAACGGCAUGGUGAACGGGAAAGGUGGCAGCAGUUCUGGAGAAGACUCUGGUGUGGCAAUGAGUAAUGGGAAGGAUGACAACACGCCGUCCAAGAAGAAUUCCAAGGGAGAGAACAAAAAGACUCCAUUUAGAAGAGUACAAACAGAAGCUAUAGACGUGGAUCAACGACUCAAGGACAACUCUUUUGAAGCCAAGUCUGGUGCUUAUGGGUCCUGGGGAGAGAAAGCUAACAAAGACCUCAAGUUUACAAAAGGUAAAUCGUUUAGACAUGAAAAGACAAAGAAAAAGAGGGGAAGCUACAGAGGAGGAGCUAUAGAUACAAGUGUUCAUUCUAUAAAGUUUGAUGAUGAAUAACAUUUAUUUAUUGUAUGCCAAUAUCAAUGUCAUGAAAAGAAUUGUAUAUAAAAGAUAUAUAAGGUGGUUGUCUCUUUAAAAAACAGAAUUUUUCAUUUAAUCAUGUCCCUGUUGAAGAACAGUAUUAUUUAUAGGUUACAAAUUUCAAGGAUUACUCUUCUAAGUUCUUUCAUAUUAAAUCUCCAGAUUCUAAAUGAAUUAAACUAAGGUUAAGUUUGAAUAAUCAUGUGGUGGUACCUUUGAAUUUUGUAAUACUUGUAACGAUCCCCCAAAUACAAAUGUAAGGAAAGUAUUUUUUUUCAUAUUGGAAAGUUCAAAAAAUAUUUAAUAAUUUUUAUUUAUAUUUAUCUGAAUAAAAACAGAUUAUUUUUUUUAUCCCUACCAUAUUUCAAGGUGGAAUUUUCUUUUUAUUUUAUAUCCUUGUUAUUUCCUUGGUGCUUCUUUGUUAUAGAAAUGAAUGUUUUUUUGUGAAAAGAAUUCACUAUUUUCAGUGCAAUAGCAAUGAAGUCAUUUUUACUUAACUAUAUAGGUCGUAUAAUUCACUGUUUCAGAAUCUAUUGCAUUUUGGGUAAUAGUUCCUAUAUAACAAAGGACAUUUAACCAAUGAUGAAUAUGCCCAAAAAGGCACAAGCCAGGGCUGACCAUGCAAGCGCUGUAUAGCCAGUCAAGGUCGUUAAAAAACUUGCAUCAUUAAUGAUGUAAAAAUUAUUUAUUUAAAUGCCCAUAAAGGUGCAAGUGUACGAGGGCUUUAUAGCCAGUGAAGGUCAUUUAAAACACCUAUAAAAAAAGUUCAUUAUGGGGCAAAUAAUGUAAUUACCCAUAAUUCAUUAGAUUCUGAAACAGCAACUUGAGUGAUGUUUGAAGUAUGUAAAAAAAAAAAGCCCCAACAAUGAAUCACACACUGACUAUCAUUUAUAUGGAGAUUUUUGUGUUAUGCUGUUUUAUCAUUUUAUAUGUCUUUAUUGUCAAUCAACAUCAUACAAUUUUAAAAAGUAUUUGAUUGUUACAUGUCUGAUUAGAAAAAGUUCAUUUUACCUUAAGUACUUUUGUUCAUAUCAUUCCCAAAAUGACAUUGUAAUAUUUUUGUUUUGUAUAUUAAAAUUAGAAAUGUUGAAAUAAUGUGUAAAUCUCAUUUGAAUUUCAUUGGUAACGAAUAUAAUGUACUGCAGGUAAUAGGACACAUUUCUUAAAAAGUACAGAAGUGUUGACUUAGUCAAUUUGUAAUCAUGUUAUGAUCAAUUAAGCAUAAAUCCAAGCCUGUUAGGGUACUAUGGAUUUAUUAGAUUAUUUGUCAUGGGAUAAUAAUGUCCAUGCUUUUUUACAUGGUAGGAACAAGUGUUUUACCUCUUCCAUUGUAUUUUCAACAAAUACCAUACUUCAUCGAGUUCCCUGUAGUAAAAACUACUUGGACAGUUUUCUCUGAUACUACUGAUAGAAUAUUAAGUUUGUUCAGGGGAAGGGAAAACAUAUUUUUCAUAGAUACUAUUAAUAGAAUUGUUCUGUUCACAUCUAGAUGUACAUUAUUUUAUUUUCAUACUUCCCAAAUAUUUUGUCUGGUGUAACAAUAGAACUUGUCACGAACAAUUGAUUUGCAUGAACAGAAUUCUAUUGGACUGUACUAUACAUUUGGUACUGUAAUGUUAAACAAUGGAAGAGUUUAAUUUAAGAACUGAAUGUAUACUUGUACUUUGUUAUAUUAAAAGAUCAUAAUAAACAGGUACACAAUGAA